Molecule: messenger RNA, 7604 nt
Organism: Lytechinus variegatus (green sea urchin)
Lineage: Eukaryota; Metazoa; Echinodermata; Echinoidea; Temnopleuroida; Toxopneustidae
Product: ADAMTS-like protein 1
Exons: 22
Coding region: 374-4159 (1261 amino acids)
Biological process (GO): extracellular matrix organization
Cellular component (GO): extracellular matrix
Molecular function (GO): metalloendopeptidase activity
Source: RefSeq, a predicted model, not a curated record
GAGCUCUCGUUAUCAGCCAUGUUAGUGAGGAGGCGAAACGGUUAGUACCAUGCCGUUUCUCCUCAUGUCAUCUGGGUUGAAUCCAGACCUAGUAUCAUACCUGCAACCUCUUGAAGUAAAAACUGGAUGUCAUUCAUUCACAUUUGGAUUUAGUUUUUUAUUCUCAGCUGCCUGGAAGAUAAAUGUGUAAUAUUUGCUGUAUCAUUUUUGGAUUUGGUUUUAUUUGAUCAUGUGGUGAUGGAAUAAUGUGACGCAGCAUAAGAUGAAGAUGUAACAAAGUUGGGAAACAGUCUUGGAAUAUUUCACCUCAAGCAGGACGUUAAAGUGGAGCUGAUCAUACUCAAAUAUAUUUAUUUAACUUUCAUCUUGAAGAAUGGGGAGGAUUUGUUGGAUUUGUGUUUUUCUUGGACUUCAAAUAAUUUUUGUCAAUGGAGCCUUCACUGAUUAUAAGGCACUAUCAUCACAAGUAGAUGAUGAUGAUUGGACGGAGUGGAGUAGAUGGAGCGAAUGCUCAAGAACAUGCGGAGGAGGGGCAUCCUACCAGACGAGACAGUGUAACACCGGUCAUUCUUGCACCGGUAGAAAUAUCAGAUAUAAAACAUGUAAUACACAGGAAUGUUUGGGAGAGGAGUUGGAUUUCAGAUCACAGCAGUGUGCAGCUUAUAAUGAUGAGAAGUAUGAAAACAGAACAAUAGAAUGGGAACCAGUAGAAUCUUCAUCAUUACAAGAAAUGUGUUCACUCGUAUGCAGAGUUAAGCAUCACAAUUUUACUAAGAUGCUUGCACCAAAAGUACUAGAUGGGACUAGAUGUAACAGAUACUCGGUUGAUAUGUGUAUUGCUGGAAAAUGUGAGCCUGUCGGAUGUGAUCAUGAAUUCAAUUCGACUGCAACAUUUGACAGAUGUAAGGUGUGUAAUGGAGACAAUACGACUUGCCAAUUAAUGAAGGGACGCAGAGUCGUUGAUGCAAGGGAUACAGGUCUCCAGGAUGUAAUGUUAAUACCUACUGGUAGUCAUACCAUCAAGCUAUCAAGUAAAGAUCUUGGAAGUACCCUAGGACUCCAUGAGAUCGAUGAGACCAAGGGGCUGAAUCAGGCAGCAGGUCCGGCAGAAGACACCUUGUAUCCCAUAGCAGGGACAGUGGCAUACUACAGAAGAUUCAGAAGUGGAAGGGAGCAGAUACUCAUCGACCAGAUCAUCAAACGGGAUCUUGUGGUAACGGUGUAUUUAUCAGACAGCAGACGAUCACGCGAGAAGCUUCAUUACCAAUACCUGUAUCCACUAACCCAUGUCUGGAAGAACAGAGGAUGGUCAGCCUGUUCAGCUUCAUGCGGAGGAGGUCAGCAAUCAAGCGUGUUGGACUGUACCAAUGUUGCUACAGGUGAAACCGUUGAAGACAGCAGAUGUGAGGGACAGAAACCAGAAGUUAAUGCCAGAGGCUGUAAUAAUGUCAACUGUCCACCCAGAUGGGAAGGAGAGCCAUGGGGUGCUUGUACAGUAUCAUGUGGGUCUGGUACACAGACUAGAGAUAUCUACUGCAUCCAGAAGAUAUCUACGAGUAUGACAGUGAGACUAUCAGACGAUAUGUGUGACGGGUCGAGACUGGCUUCUGUACAGGCUUGCAAUGUUGAUCCUUGUCCCUACUGGAAACCCGAGCCUUGGUCACCGUGUUCGGUCACCUGUGGCCAGGGUAUGAGCACAAGGGAGAUUAUGUGUCGCAAUCAUCGUAAUGAACUUGCCAUGGGAUGUGAUGUAGAUACAAUGCCUUCCAUAAGAACAGUGUGUUUGCCAGGAAUACCCUGUCUACCAGACCCUGAUACCAAUACACCAGAAGUUAAUAGACCUGAACUAGCAACGACAUCUCCUCUUGAGAAAAAAGAAACAGCCGAAGUUCCAAGAUACUAUACCGGAGAGUGGAGUCCGUGUAGCACCUCCUGCGGUCCCGGUACCAGGACCCGAAGUGUGCGAUGCAAGGUCUAUCUCCAAGCCUUCAGUUCAACCUUCGACAUCAGCGACUUGGAUUGUCAAGGCUCACCCCGCCCUCAUGACGUAGAAGAAUGCCAGGAUACGGAAUGUACCCCACCCCAGGGAGCAUCCCUAUUUGGUCCAUCUAGAUCUUCAGUACCAGUUCAUACGGAUCCCACAGAACCCAAUGUGGUCCAACCAGACCCUACCUUAGAGCUUGGACCAAGACCAGAUGUAGAUAUAUUUAUAUGGCGAUAUUGGGGCUAUUCUCCAUGCAGUGCUUCAUGUGUUGGAGGUGUACAGGAAUCGAUAGUCCGUUGUGUUAAUGCCUUCACUGAUGAGUUGGUGAGCGAUGCUCAUUGUGAUUACAGCCUUAAGCUACCGACCAGUCAACAAUCUUGUAAUGAAAGACCAUGUCCCCCUGAAUGGAAGGUUUUCUUAUACGGAGAGUGUUCUUCAUCUUGUGGUCAAGGGGUGAAGUACCCAACUGAUAUAUACUGCAUCCAGAAAGCAUCCAGGAAUUCAGGUGUGUCCGUCAACAUACUCACCAAAGAGCAUUGUACAGGACCUAAACCAAACAACUCGUUACCUUGCGAAGCAACCUGUCCAGCUACUUGGGUCUUAGGAGAUUGGUCAGAGUGUUCUGCUACAUGCGGUUACGGUGCAGGAAAUAAAACCAGGAGUGUAUCUUGUCAGCAGACCAUCCCUACCGGAGGAGAUAUUGAAGUAGAUAUAACCAGCUGUCCACUGCCUGUGCCUCAUACAGUCGAAGAAUGCGACAAUGUCCAAUGUCCACCCUACUGGAUCGCAAGAGCGUCUUCACCGUGUUCCCAGAGCUGUGGGACCGGUGUUCAGUCGGUAUCAUUGACAUGUCAUCAGAUGACACCAGUAGGUGAGGAGAUUGAGUUGGAUUCUCAGCUAUGCCCUAUACCACCACCUCCAGACACUCAACCAUGUAACGAAAUAGACUGCCCUGUUCAGUGGACAAUACAAACACUUUCACAGUGUUCUGCUAGCUGUGGAGCCGGUAUUCAGCUUCGUUCUGUGUUGUGUGGAAGAAUCCUUGCUAAUGGCACACAGGUUUACAUUGAUCAAAGACAUUGCAUGCCAGACAGAAGACCAGCUGAUCAUGUGACCUGUCAUUUAGCAAAAUGUACCGAUAUUGAGAUCCUAUCAAAUCGUUCUACAUUCUACCAGACUGGGCUGGUCAGUAAAGUGAGACUUGUCAUUGGUCAGGAAGCCUAUGUCUACGAAUCAACCGUGGUCACUAUCAAAUGCCCCGUGGUCAACUUCAAGAAGAGCCAGCUGAUAUGGGAGAGGGGACUGUCACCCAUAGAAGACACGGAUCCUAGGAUUAAGGUGGUGUCGGGUGGUAUACUCCGCAUCAAGUAUGUUGAAGAAAGAGACUCUGGCGUGUACGCAUGCAGAGCAGGUGAUCAGAGGGAGACCAUUACACUUCAUGUUAGAUCUGGAUUACCAACAUAUGAGAAAUCAUCUGACCAAGCUUUGCCCAAUUCUACCAGUAAUGACGAUAUAAGGUGGCAUCUGGGUAGUUGGAGUGAGUGUUCUGCUAGUUGUAAUGGCGGCUGGCAAACGAGAGAAGUCCGAUGUCUGAGGAACAAUCUUGUCGGCCGAUCUAAACCAAGGGAUGCUGGGAUAUGUAAGAGUGUUGGACUUGAAGAGCCGAUCACACGCAAGGAAUGUAAUAAACAUCCGUGUCAAAACCAUUGGGUCGCUGGUAUUUGGUCACAGUGUACUGGGGAGUGUGUUGGCGUAAGGCGAUCGUUGCAGACUAGAGGAGUCUUGUGUCGUAGUGCAUCCCUUGAUAUACUCACUGAUGAAAGGUGUCCAGUGGCUUCUAAACCCCUCCAUGAGAGGCUGUGUAUCAAUGACGAAUGCAGGCCAAAGUGGCUUGUUACAAAAUGGAGCAGUUGUUCAUCAUCUUGUGGAGUGAAUGCUGUUCAGAGGCGUAAGGUACGAUGUGUUACAUCAGAGACCAGGGUGAGGAUGGAAAGUUCCAUCUGUGCUGCUGUCUUUGGUCAACCUCAUAUCAUGAAGAAAUGCCUUCUUGAUCCCUGUCCUAAUGAGGAAUGCCUAGAUGAAGGAACAUAUUGUAGUCUUGUACACAGACUGCAGAUGUGCAACAAUCCAAGCUACCAACGCCGGUGCUGUAAAACCUGUCAAUCAUACGGCUGAUGUCUCCCACUCAGCAAAAAAAAAAAACCAGCAUUGCAACCAGUCGCAUAUGAUAAUGUGAACAACCCUUGAUUGACCAUAUAGUAUUUGUGUACUUUAGACCAGCCCUGUUUAUAUGCUAGAUUUAAAGCUUUAUUGGCCUGUAUAUACACGUUUAUGAAAAUACAUCUCAUCAACAGCUGAACGACGUACAGGUGUUUGGUUUUCCCCAACGCUUUUUCUAGCUGCACUUAAAAAAAAAUACUAUUUAAGCAAUUUGUGCGCCCAGAACUUGUAUCUGCUGUUUUCAGCAAUAAGAGAGGGAGCAGAGAAAAGUCAUACUUUACCCCUGUAUUCUAAACUCUGACUUCAUUCUAACCUUGGUUGAAAUGUUUGACUAACUAUGGAUAGCCAAUAAUGUUGAAACUUUUUAAUGCUGUUAUAUAGAAUGAAGAUUGUCAGCAAAAUGUCCUCUUGGCACAUUCAUGCUCACAAAUAGAAAAGAUGAGUGCAUUGUUGUUGAUGAAGUUUUCAUGUUUGUUUGAGAUCAUAUUGAAGCCUAUUUUCUAUAUUCGUUACUUCAGAACCUCGGUCCUGUUGUCGUAUAACAACAACAAAUGCACAAUUUCUAUAACAAAUUCAUCUUCUGUCAAUCAAGUUGCAUGAUUUCAGUAUCUUUUGAUGAAAACAAGUUUUAUGAAAUAGACCCUCUGGUUUUAAUAAAGAAAACAAAUCCAUUUUAACCUUUGGACUGUAUCAAAUGCAUAUUUUCUUAAUAAAUUAUUCAUUUAAUGUGAAAGAUUUGUAUCUCAUUUGGCUAUCUAUAAUCCAGUCGCAUAUUAAAACCAAACGUUCAGUUCAACAAGAAUUCACAAAACAUGCCAUACUCUCUCUCAUCAAAAUGAUACAAAACAACACAUUAAGCAUUAGUAAAUUUAUGUGUAUUCAAGUAUAAAAAGUUGAUUUUCAGCAUUUGUUCUCCACUUUUACCCUUCAAAAUUUUCAUAAAAGAGCCAAUCUUUGGCACUCUUUUCUGAAAUCAUAUCAAUCCAAACUUUUCAGUCAAGUAUAAUCUAUGUAACUUUUGUUAAUGGGUAUUGGGAAUUAAAACUAAAAAGUUAACUUUUUGUACAGAAGAAAGGAGACUUUGGAAGCUUUUAUUCUUCAUUAGAUAUUAAUAUAGAACAAGGUAUGAUAAAUUCCAUUACUUGCAUGAAGUCCAUUAGAGUUAGGAAAUCUUUGGAAUGAAGGAUCGUAUGAGAGAAGUAUCAACAGUACUUGAAGGUCAUUAUUUCCUGGGAGACCUGAGUAGCAGGGUGCUACAUGUACAUAAGCACUUGCCUGAAUGCCGGGGGCAAGUUGAAGUUAAAGUCGGGCAAGUGUUUUGAAGUAAAGACCAAAACUACUUGCCCGCGAAUUGGGCAAGCAAAAUUCUCACAGUAGAAUUACCAAAAUUAGGGUCGAUAUGAUAUAUCAACCCUAAAUUUGGUCAUGGCGGGCAAGAUAAAAUCAAUUUGGAAAAAGAAAUGCAAGGAAAAGGAACAUCACUUCAUGUCAAAAGUGAGAGAAAAAAAACAGAUCAGUGGUUUAUAAAACCACAAUAUUUAUUUUGAAGAGGUAAAACUUUCUUUUCAAGGAUUUUUCGGGCAAGCGCAAUAGAAUUUUUUGGCAAGUAUAUUCCAACUAUUUCAAAAUUUGCUUGCCCGACAGGGCGAGUGCUUCUAUAAAGUUAUGUAGCACCCUGCUGACUAGAUAGAUUGUUUUGGCAUAAAUAAACAUUAAUUAAUGGAUCUAUGAAGAGGUAGGUAUAUAUACAUGCAUACCACUGCACACUAUUCAGUUGGUUGUUCCAGUACCAGUAGUAGUAUCAUUAUGAUUAUUUGUUUAUUGUCAUUAUCAUUUAUAUGGUGCUGUUUAGGAUCUAGUAUUAUAUGACAACUUGUUGCGGUUUUAGCCCUCUGUAAAAAUAGAUCUAGCUUAUUUUACCCGAUGUAUAAGAAUUUACAGCAAUAUAUUUUCUAAGCCUCUCCCAGUAAUGGUAUUUCAAAUUGUGUAGAUAAGAAAUGGUCAUUAAUUGAAGUGAAGAAGAAAUAUAUAAAAAUCCUCAAAUAAUGGUUGAGUAUUUAUACAUCUUGUUUUAUUUAACCAUCUUGGUGCUCACAUCAUGGCGAACCAAUGAACUUUCCUUAAGCCCCAUUUGAAAUUUUUAUUCAUUAAAAAUUCAGUACAGUUGACGAAGUGGUGAAGUCUAAUUAUAUUUCAACUUGAAUUUCAUAUUUUUCUUUCAGUUGUUUUGACCACAAAUAAAAAAAAAUAUUUAAAAGACACAUUUUUGGAAUAUUGAUUGCCAUUUGUUAAUACAACAGUCAAAAACUUUAUACCUAAAUGAAAUUCUAGUUUGUGCCUUAAUAUUCAUCUGUUUUGAUUUUGCAUAAUGUCACCAUAUUAAAAUGGAAUAUCAAGUUUCUGUGGUUGAAGAAAGAAAAGAAAUGUGGGAUUAAAAUUACCUUCUAUUGCUAUCAAUGAACAUAUUUUUGUGCUGCCACCUUGCACGUAUUAUAUUAGCAGAUAGAUUUGUUUGGAUUGUUUUGUAUGUAUACAUGUAUCAUAUACUCAUAUUGUCUUCCUAGAUGCUGUUGUGACUUUCAUGACUGCAUCAUGAAUUCAUUGGUAUUUUGUCAUUGCUUUGUGUAGAUUUGUGAAGUGUAAUAAUAGUGGCCCAGUCAAACACUCUAAACUCUGUUGUAUCCCAGCACUUCCACAUUUCAUUUUCACCAUAAAAACCUUUCAUGGAGAGUUUAUGAAUUUUGAUAUAUAUUAUUUAAUUUACUAAGAUGCAAAUGUAUGUAUUCAUGUCUAUGCAGUUAACUUAAUUCUGUGCAUACAUGCAUUUAAGUGUCCCCGUUUUAGCUUUUAGCACACUUUGUAAAUAUUUUGAUGUUGAUACAUGGCUAUUUGAUCUGUAGUUAUGAGAGGAGUCUCUUUUGUGUAUUUUAAAUGUAAGUAUUAAAUGGUUAUUACAAAUAAAAGUUAUUUAUAUGGACUAGUAAUUGAAAUGAUGGUGAUUAAGGUCUAUCAUCCUUACAUGUACUCAUUGGAAAGACUGUUUUGACCUAAAUUCACAGAUUCAAACCACAGGAGAUGAAACCCCUUCUCUAAACUUUAAUAAACAUCAAUGAGAAUAAAAUGACCAUGCAUACAUUUCAAGAAAACCUCUAACUGGGUUGGAUUUUAUUUGCAUGCAUGAGAAGCAGGGGGUUUUGCCAUGGUUUGAAAAGACCUUAUUUGUGAAUUUGGGACGUUACUUUACAAAAGUGAAACACUGAUAUUCUUAUUUUAAUUAUUUUUGAUGAUUAGAGUAUGUUUAUGGAGGGUAGUUUUGAUUUGUUCGUAUGAUUGAUUGCCAGGAAAUUGUCCAUGUCUGUCUUUUGUGGCUGAAAUAUUUAAUAAAUGGUAAUGAAUCGAA